Messenger RNA from Magnolia sinica, 1678 nucleotides. Its product is annotated as DNA replication licensing factor MCM2-like. Lineage: Eukaryota; Viridiplantae; Streptophyta; Magnoliopsida; Magnoliales; Magnoliaceae. Gene Ontology annotation, molecular function: DNA binding; ATP binding. The coding region runs from base 190 to 492 and encodes 100 amino acids. The transcript is spliced from 3 exons. The record is from RefSeq and is a predicted model, not a curated record. Gene Ontology annotation, biological process: DNA replication initiation. Gene Ontology annotation, cellular component: MCM complex; nucleus.
CCCAUUGAUUUUGAUCUUUUCAUUUCUCAAAAGCUCUGGUUUUCCCUUUCUUUGCUUUUAUAAAUACUGCAAGUUCCGCAACCCUCUGAUUUCUGUCUGAAAUCUCAUUCUCCGUUAUCUGGACUUUUCUUCUUUCAUGGUUGCCAUUCUCGAUCUCACUCCUGCUUUUGGAGGAUUCCGUACGACCAGAUGGCCGAAAAAUGGUCGGAUUCCCGGAUUGUACGCGACGAGCCUGAUGACGCUGAUGAUGAGGAAGAAGGAGAAGAUCUCUACAACGACAGUUACAUGGAAGAUUACUGUCGGAUGGAUGAGCAUGAUCAGUACGAAUCGGUGGGCCUGGACGAUUCGAUGGAGGAUGAGAGGGAUAUUGAUCAGAUCAUGGAGGAUAGGAGGGCAGCAGAGGUGGAGCUCGAUGCGAAAGAAGGAAACAUGGGACUGGUGAGUCGGAAGCUCCCUCGCUUCUACAUGAUCAAGAGAAAAGCAGUUGUAUAGCACAUGUACUUGGGAAGGAACCUGCUGAUGUUUACAGAGAAAAGCAGUUGUAUAGCACAUGCCUUUACUUUUCCUUUUUGUUUAUAACCAUCUUUUGAGAUGGUUGGCUCAGUUGUUUUUUGUUGCAUUGAAUGGUUGGUGUAGACAACACAUCGUGGUCCAAGAUGAAGUCCUAGCCAAUAGGGGUUGGGCCUUAUUCCCAUCAAGGCUGACCCAAGGUUGUUUGAAUAUGUUUCAGGUUGACAGUUCGUUGACUUUUUUUUUUUUUGCUUUCAUUAAUUUGAAUUGGGCUUAUUUGUACAUUGAUUUUUUUGUAUGUAUGUAUUAGGUACUUCUUCAAGGUCUUUCUUCAAGGGAUUUGAUAUGUGGAAGGAAGAAACUGUAAUGAAGGUAAAAAAUCAAAGAUAAUAUGGUUUGCUAAAUCUGUUUCAGGCAUAUGAAUUACUAAAGAAUAAGCGGAGAAUUGUGAAAUCUGAACGUUUGAACUUUUUAACUGUCAAAAUGCAAAAGGUUGUCCCUCCUGAAAGACUUUUCAAUGAUUUAGAUUAUAGUAAAUGAUUUCCUUAGUCAAGGAAGGUUUCUGGAUUAUCUUUUGUUGUUUGACAGGAGCACGAAUUUUGACCAUGAACAAAGCCUUUUAACUAAGCUGAAGCAACAAUGGGGUGGCCAACUUAUGUUGUAGAUGGAAGGAAUGGUCUGUCAUAUACUAACUACUUGCCUGAGCUAGUUGCAUGCGUGCGUGUGUUUUCUUCUUCUUUCUCAAGGGAUUUCUUGGUGUUGUUCUUUCAUGUUUUUCUGGCAAUGCAGGUUACUGAUUUUCCAUUAGCAAGGGAGAAUCAACAGAAUGUUUUGAAGCUCCAUGCCCAUUUCCAUCCUUAUAUUGCUAACAGAAUUUGUCCUCUACCUUCACUAUGGUUUUAUUCAGGAUGAUGGUUUUCAUAUCUUUUCUUUUCUUUUUCAAACGAUUCAACUACUAUGUUCGUAGCUUGCUCAGCUCCAAGAUACAUACAUGUUGCAUCGUAUUUUAAUUAGACCAAGCUAUUCAGGGUGAUGGUAUUUUAAUUAGACCAAGCUAUUUAUCUUGCAUCGCAUAUCUUGGGUCAUUAUUUUGUUCACGAUCAUGUUAGUGGAAGCUUCAUUUCGGUUAAAACACCUGAUAUGUUAUUGGAUCAACAACAAUUCAAUG